This is a messenger RNA of Cuscuta epithymum, 1448 nucleotides long. Lineage: Eukaryota; Viridiplantae; Streptophyta; Magnoliopsida; Solanales; Convolvulaceae. The record is from the annotation of a GenBank genome assembly.
GGGAGUGUGAAGUGAGGGGAAAGGCAUCAAACAAAUAAUGUGGACCCUUCCCCACUCCACUCAUACUAUUGAGACAAAGUAACACCCACCCCCUUGUCCCUUGAUCAUUUCGGCCAAACACCCACCCAGCAAGAGCAAGGAAACCCUCCACCUUCCCUCUCCAUUGUUGAAGAAAGCUCCAACAAGAAGGAAGCUCUAGGAAAAGGUUUAAGUUCCAAAAGUGUACAAAACUUGAGGAAAGACUAGGAACUUGACUUAGAGUACCUUUGAGCUUCGCCGGAGUUUCGUCGGAGUUGGUCAAAGUUUGCCGGAGUUGGUCAAAGUUAGUCAAAGUUCAACCGGGAAGCGUAGAACGCGCUUAAACUCGCUUAAGUUUCAGGUAGGAGCUGAGCUUGCUACCAGUGCCCGUUGCUCCGGGAGAAUUCGAGGAAGGAAGACGUGGUUCGUGCUUCCUCCGUUCCUGUUUUAAAAACAUUUAAAUUAAUGCUCAUAGAUAUUAUAUUUUGAAUAAUCAUUUGGGGGCUUGUAUGCCCAUGUUUGCCAAAGUGUGGCACGAACACUCGUAUUAAACGUUUCCGCUAUUUUGAAUGAAUACUUUACAUUAUGUUUGUUUAUGGAUGUACUAUGUGUGAAUGAUAUCCCAGACGCCUUGUAUAGUAUGAAUGUGUUGGACUGCGGUUGACUAUUCGUACUGUACGGCGGAUUAUUGACGUGUCCGGAUAGGUCCGGGGCGUGACAUUGACAAUACACAAGAAGAAGCGGAUCCCGCACUCAGAGAAAAAAGGAAAAAGGAUGCAAAGGCCCUUUAUCUCAUUCAACAAGCUUUGGAUGAUGAAAUCUUUCCCAGAAUUGCAGCAGCUUCAACUUCUAAACAAGCGUGGGACAUUCUAAAACAAGAAUACCUUGGAGAUAAGAGAGUAAUCAUGGUCAGAUUACAAUCUCUUAGGAGGGAGUUUGAAGCAAUCAAGAUGAAGGACAAGGAGUCAGUUCAAGACUACAUUUCUAGACUUACAUCAAUUGUUCAGCAGAUGAAAACCUAUGGUGAAGAGGUAACCUCUAAACAGGCUGUGAGUAAAGUUAUGAGAAGUCUCACCUCAAAGUAUAGCCAAUUAGUAACAGCUAUUGAAGAAGCUAAGAAUAUGGAGACUUAUACCUUUGAAGAACUGAAAGGCUCUCUUCAAGCCUUUGAUGAAAGGCAGACUAGCAUGGAAGAGUCUAGUGAAGAAAAAGUAUUCCAAGCCAAAGGAGAAGCCCCACGAGAUAAUCCAUUUGGUGGACAAGGAAGAGGAAGAGGAGGCUUUAGAGGUGGUUACAGAGGCAGAGGUAGAGGAUGUUAGAGAUAUUUUCAUUAUAUUGUGAUCAAUGUUAUUUAGACUUUUUGUAAUAGUUUAUUUAACCAUAGAAUAGGCUUUAUUUGGUAAAGGCUCUUUUGCCUAAAUAGGAAUGGG